GUUUUAAUGAUGGCAUCAAAAGAAUAAUAAAAAGAGUUAGUAAAUCAUCAAAAACACAACAAAAUACUACUAAAAAUAUUCCAAAAAACGACGGCGCCAAAAGAACGACAGCACCGAACUCACCAACGAAGACGUUAUCUAAAAUGCAACAAGAGAAGCGACGACACCGAAAGCGAUACCAAAGGAAGAACGACAUGACACAAAAACAACAAAAGCCUAUACUAAAGAAAAAACGACAUCGAAAAGGAAGACUCACUACAAAAUUCCACACCGAAGCGACUAAAUCCCACAAAAAAGAAAGACUCACGACGAAAUUCUAUACCGAAAGAAAGUCGUGA
This is a messenger RNA of Dentiscutata erythropus, 338 nucleotides long. The record is from the annotation of a GenBank genome assembly. Lineage: Eukaryota; Fungi; Glomeromycota; Glomeromycetes; Diversisporales; Gigasporaceae.